UGUUCGUGAUUAAAGUAACGCAAGUCUAAAUGUGUUAACGGUAAUAUUUCAUUAAAUUCGAUUUUCACGAAAAAUUCCUCGCAAUCGUAUUUCAUUCGAAGAUAACCGCCAUUUUGUUAAAAUUAUAUAUUAUCGAAAUUUGCGUAGUAUUGCAUUUUUCAGAGGUUUUUAAAUAAACAAAUUGUAAUUUUUUAUCGUUCGUUCUGUACCUACCGGCAUCGAACGAAGUUGGUAACCAGAAUUCCUACUCGAGCGCACGCGCUACGACCGUUGGACGAUAACGCCAUCAUGGCGAAGCCGCGCGCCACACUGUAGUUUGGUAGCUCGGCCUCGAGAUGGAAUUCGCUCCGAGACGAGCUCGCUUAGCCGUCAAAACUAGCAGAAACCACACGUCGCGCGAUGCACAGCGCAUUAAAAUCGCGUAAAUUAAAAUCAGAUCAGUUUUUUUUGUAAUCCACACAGUGCAUUGUACGAGGCGCGAUCCGAGCGCGUAUCGUUGUUUUUGCUGCCAACGCGAAGAGUCGCAAGUGUUUAUGCGUGCUUGUGAGCGACACGUCGCAAAUUUCGUUCGCAAAAAUGUAUUGGUGACAUAAAGUUAUUCUCGUUCUGUGUGCAUUUUCUCGCGUCCAUUAACACCGGAGGUCCUCGUCUACGCUCGGCGCAUCUGUUUUUUAUGGUUUUAAGUCGCAAGCGCAGCAGUUACGUAUGAGACGCGAACACCGCUUCUUCGAAAAGUCCGUUCGUGCGUGCGAGACACAGUAUAGAUAGAGAAUCGAGAAACGAGGGCCUCCUCAAGUAAGCAGCGUAUAAAAAAAAACGAGUCGAGGUCCCGGGAGUGGAGUGCAUAAAUAAAGUGAGCAAUUAAGAGGGAAAGACUAUGCAUAAUCCAAAUGAUCCGAACCAGGAGCAGCAGCAGCGGCAGCUGGGGCCGCAGCCGCCGCCGCCACAGGAAGGUGAGCGGAACAACAGGGGUACAGGCCGCCCCCUGCCGGCCCUGCGCUCGAUUCACAAUCACCACAGCUCGUUCGUGCGGUUCGUAAAUCGUAGCAGUUUUUCGGUCUCCAUUUACUGGAUUGAUUAUCAAGGAGAGCUCGUGCGCUACCGAACUCUUCCCAGUCGCGAUCACAUCGACAUCAACACCUUCGUCACGCACCCCUGGAUAUUCGUCAACGAGCAAACCCAAGACAGAUUACUAGGCGCCGGCCAGCGGAUAUACUACCCGGAGGCCUGGUGGGUCAGGUACCAGGGCAGGGAUCACUCGGAGCUGCCGAACCGAAUCAAUCGCACCGUCGUCCCCAUCACCAUGCCGUUGCUGUCGCUGCGCGGCUGGGCCCUGAGGACGAUCAAGCUGCAGCUCGAGCGCGACGAGCACGCCUACUCGCUUGAUCUGCCGAGGAUACUGCAGGAGGAGCUGUACAAUCAGGCGCCGCGUAAGCCCAUCUUGGGGCCUCGAGACUCCAUCAGACGGGCUCCGAGCAGACAGGUUAGCAGUAGCAGCGGGAGUAGCAACAGCGGAAACGGCAACGGCGGCGAUCGCCAAUGAUCCACGAAUGAACGGGGCAGGGUGGGGAAUGCAAUUGUUACGCGAUAUUAUAUGUAUAGAACAAUUUUUUAAUGUUUUGAUACAACGAUGGAUUUCUGACAAAGCCGUUGAUUACAGAUUUAUAUACGUAAUUUAUUAUAACUUUCCGACCUUUUAGAAAUCUUUACAAUUGCUAGAAGGCGCGGAAUUUAGCUCUACGUAAACCUUUGUGCUAUACAAUAAGUUUAACGUAUUAACCCAUUUGAUUUUUCUAUUUGCCAAAAUGAAAUCAACUAUAACGAGCUAACUCGGAGAUUUUGAUAAAACCACGUUUAUUUUUGUAAAUAACUGAAUUAUUAACAUGUUCGUUUGAUGUGCUCGCAGUACGAUGUAAGUUAUUUUUUAAGGGCAUUACUAUACAUAUUGACGCAAACAUGUUGUUGGAUAUUAAUUUACCCAUUUGUAUGUAUUAAUUAUUUGCCAGUAAUAAUUAAAUUAUUUAAAAAAA
Molecule: messenger RNA, 2030 nt
Organism: Trichogramma pretiosum
Lineage: Eukaryota; Metazoa; Arthropoda; Insecta; Hymenoptera; Trichogrammatidae
Product: von Hippel-Lindau tumor suppressor homolog
Exons: 3
Coding region: 878-1543 (221 amino acids)
Source: RefSeq, a predicted model, not a curated record